Bufo gargarizans (Asiatic toad) is the source of this 2163-nucleotide messenger RNA. It is a transcript of the gene OTUD5, whose product is annotated as OTU deubiquitinase 5. The record is from RefSeq and is a predicted model, not a curated record. Gene Ontology annotation, biological process: protein deubiquitination. The transcript is spliced from 9 exons. Lineage: Eukaryota; Metazoa; Chordata; Amphibia; Anura; Bufonidae. Gene Ontology annotation, molecular function: K63-linked deubiquitinase activity; cysteine-type deubiquitinase activity. The coding region runs from base 95 to 1630 and encodes 511 amino acids.
CGUCACGUGGUGUAGGAGGACGCGUUGCGUAGGGACGUUCUGCCCGGUCCGGCGGUCGGUGUGACGCAGGCUCGGUGUCCGGUGAAGGUGACCGAUGACCAUCCUCCCCAAGAAGAAGCCCCCUCCCCCCUCUGACCCGGAGGACGGGGACAGGAGCGGCGCCGGCGGGGGUGACUCGCAUUCUCAUUCGCGUUCCGGUGCUCGUCCUCGCUCCUCCCCCCCUCCGCGAUGGGCCCAGGCCUCGCCUCCGCCCGGUGCUGGUGGUCAGGGGGGGGCGGGUUCGGCUCCAGACGGUCUGGGAGGCCUUGGUUGUUGUUGUAACGGGGCGGGGAUAGGACCCGGAGGCUGCUGCUCUGGGCCCGGACACAGCAAGAGGAGGAGGCAGGGGGGGAGCGGAGCCGGGGGACCGGCGGAGAGAGGACUGGGGCUCCCCGUGGCCGGUAACACCCCGGACCGGGAGGAUGGAGCCGGAAACAAUAGCGAGGACGAGUAUGAGACGGCGGCCCGCACCGAAUCCAUAGACCCGGACAUGGCGGAGCAGCAGGAGACCUGGUUUGAGAAGGCUUUGCAGGAGAAGAAGGGGUUCAUCAUCAAGCAGAUGAAGGAAGAUGGCGCCUGUCUGUUCAGAGCUGUGGCCGACCAGGUCUACGGCGACCAGGACAUGCACGAGGUGGUCCGGAAACACUGCAUGGAUUACCUGAUGAAGAACGCGGACUACUUUUCCAGCUACGUGACAGAAGACUUUACCACUUACAUCAACCGGAAACGGAAAAACAAUUGCCAUGGUAACCACAUAGAGAUGCAAGCCAUGGCGGAGAUGUACAACCGGCCCGUAGAAGUGUACCAGUAUGAAACCGAACCAAUCAAUACAUUCCACGGGAUCCAGCAGAACGAAGACGAGCCAAUCAGAGUGAGCUACCAUCGAAACAUCCACUACAACUCCGUGGUCAACCCCAACAAGGCCACAAUAGGAGUAGGCCUGGGCCUACCAUCUUUCAAACCUGGGUACGCAGAUCAGUCCCUGAUGAAGAAUGCCAUCCGGACCUCAGAGGAAUCCUGGAUUGAGCAACAGAUGUUAGAAGACAAAAAGAGGGCCACGGACUGGGAGGCCACGAAUGAGGCGAUUGAGGAACAAGUGGCACGGGAAUCCUACCUGCAGUGGUUACGGGACCAAGAGAAACAAGCCAGACAGCCCCGGAAGGCCAGUGCAACCUGCAGUUCUGCCACCGCCGCCUCCUCAAGUGGACCCGAGGAAUGGAGCAGUCGUUCACCAAGACAGCGCAGCACUGCAGGCUCCCCUGAGCACCCCGACGCCCACGCAGAGCAGCCAGCCAAGCCGUCUUCCCCAGGGACCACUCUAGUUUUAGCUAAGCCCCCUUCCCCGUGUGCGCCAGGCCCAAGCAACCAGCCAUGUACUGGUGCCGACUGCGCCACCUCACCCCUUGUGUCUUUGUACCCAGCCCUGGAGUGUAGAGCACUUAUGCAACACAUGUCUCCCACAGCAUUUGGUCUGAACGACUGGGACGACGACGAGAUCCUGGCCUCCGUUUUAGCAGUGUCACAGCAGGAAUAUCUAGACACGGUGAAGAAGAGCGCCCUGCGUAGGGAUCCUUCCCCCGACCACAGCUGAUAUCCAGCUCUGGCUCAUCCAUAUUCUCCCAUCUCCAUCCUGUCUCUGCUUGCCUUUCCUCUUCACUCCCGAGCCCCCUCCUCCCAACGAGUUUUUAUCAUGCUCACGUUGUGAUCUCCACCUGAAUGAUGCUCUUUUUCUGUAAGCGUACCUUUCCUACUAGCCUACGGAGGACUUGUAUAGCUGCAUGUUACAGCGAAUAUUGACAGCCCCCAAUGCCCCCCUUUUUUUCCUUCCUCGAAACCCUUCCAGACUUUGCUCUCGAGGCUUGCAGCGGGACGACGGGAGUCGCUGGCUCCUGCAGGAGGCGCCCUGACCUGUGUCGACACCUUUCACGGGGGUGCAGAGAUGAAAAUGACUCAGCCGGUGGAGCUAUCCACUUUUGUAUCUUCCUGAAGUUUUUUUUUGUUUUUUUUUUGGUUUGUAUCUUAUCAAGAGGACGUUCCAAUCACCUAGGAAUAACUUUUUUCUUAUUAAGAAAGUUAAAGAAAAAAAAAAGUGAAAAAAAAUCUUCUACGGAAGAAUUGAAGUGU